AAGACGACCCACAAUUCUUUGCAGCAGACUAAAAUGGCUGCGCCCAGAGGGAACGUGAGCGACAGCGAGAGCAGCAGCAGCGAGGACAGUACAGAGGAACUACAGCGGUGUCGGGAGGCGGCCGUGCCGGCCUGGGGCUGGAGGCCGAACCCACAGGGGGGACAGGAGGUUACAGCUAAGGACAACUUACCAGCUGCCCGACCAAGCCUCAGACAGAAGGUGGAUGACCAUGAGCAAGACGGGAAUGAGCUUCAGACCACCCCAGAGUUCCGGGUUCAUGUAGCAAAAAAACUGGGAGCCUUCUUGGACAGCUGUAUCACCAUUUCCGAAUCCAGACCCAAACUCACACAGACUCCUGCGCAGACAGAGCCCCCUGGGGAGGAUGACGGCUUCCGCCUUUUCUUCACAUCCAUCCCAGGCAGCCCUAAGGAUGCAGGUCCUCCCGCCAUGAGGAGAAAGCGACCUCCUUCCAGUUCCAGCAGUGGGUCAGACAGUGACGAAGAGUGGAGGAGAUGUCAGGAGGCAGCCGUGUCUGGGACAGACAUUCUCCGGCAUGGAGCCCUUCCUGCCCAGGAGGCCCCUGAGGAGAAACAGACCCCAAAGAAAAAGAAGAAGAAGAAGCAGGUUGGGCAGGGGAAGGAAGCUGGUCCCAGAGUGACUGCGGAGAAGGAGCCAGAAGGAGGAAAGGCCCAGCCCAAUGGGGAUCAUGCACCACUCACCACAAAGAAAAAGAAGAAAAAGAAGAAAAGCCAGAAGGAAGACAGUAAAACUCUGCCAUUCCCACCACAGAAGGGCCAAGCAGCCUGUGGCACUGAGUGACACCCUCAUAAGGGCUAGCUCCUGCCUCCCCAGCUGGGUCUGCCCAAAAAAGAGGACACCUUUCCUCAGGAGCAUGGGAUUUGGCAGGCCUCACUCAAAUGGCCCAGAGGAGGUCAGAGAAGCCCUUCCCUCCACACCCUCUUUUCUGACCACCUUCUGUUCUCUGGGCCCCCUUCCUUCCUACCUACCUUCUUUUUGUGCCUUAGGAGCACCAGGAGGGCCCCCAAGCUCCUGGCUGCCAGACAGAUCACUGGACUCAUUGAGGAGCCCUUUAGGCACAUGAGAAUGGGGGUCUCCUAAGUCUUGUUGCCUGUGGAUCUCUGAUACUCUGACCCCAACACAGCCCUUCAUCUUGCCCCUGUUGCAUUAGGCAAGGGACUUGACCAAGAGUCACCCCAGAGGGGUUCAGAGAAGCCCUUUUCAUCCCUGAAGCUACACUGAGACUAACAGCUAGAGAGGCUCCAGACCCAGCCAUGACUGUGAAUCACUGGGGAAAUACUCCAUGUGUUUGCUCUUCCCGCCUCCCACCUUUCCCUCCCCACUCCCUAACCCUACAUGUCCCCGUGGACUUUUUUGUUUUCUGAAAAUAUAUCAUUUUUCUAAAAACUUUCAGCUCUUCAUUGCUAGAAAUGUGGAACUCUGUAAAGAUUAAAAACCCAUGAUAAUAUGUGGAGAACCCAGAUCAAAUUGUUUACCAUCUCCAAGAGGGGGCCAGAGAGAAAAUUUGGAUCUGAUCAUUUUGGAAAACAGGCUGAAAAAUUACACAUUAUUGGGAAAAUAAAAUAUCCUUGAGUAAAGAAUUAUGACAGUAGAACUGAGCUGCCUGGAGAGGUAAAGAGCUCCCUAUCACUAUAACUAUUCAAGCAAAGAGUCAGACUUUAGAGGGACCUUCGGAAUCCUCCAGCCCAAGCCCCCGUUUUACUAUGUUCUUUCCACUGUAAACCUUAAAAUUCCUUAGACUUAUAAAUGUUGGAAAUUUCACCAUUGGGAAAUUUCAUACUUGGAAAAUUUCUUACUGAUAGUCUAUUGGAAUGUGAAUCCCAUUGGCAUGGGAGGUUCCUCCUCCUCCCUUCUUAAGAUUACUUUAGGACAGAAACCUUUUGCUGAACAAUGGAAAGGACUUUGACCUAUGCUUAAGCAUAGAACAGGAAUUUCUUUGAGUCAUGAUUGAUUUUAGAAUUGAUACAAUGGAGAUACUUGGAAUCAAUCUCCACCCUACUCAGUCCUAACAGGAUUGAGGAAGGGCUGCAGCCUAGAUCAAAAUUUAAUUAUUCCAAUCUCUACCCUACUCAGGUUAACAGGAUUUAGGAAGGGCUGUAGCAAAGGAUCAAAGAUUUAAUUAUUUGAAAAUAUGAUCUUCAACAGACAUGUGCAAAGCCAGAGACCUCUGGGCGGUCCUGGGUUAAGCUAGAGCCUCCAUUGGCACAGAGAAAUUGAUGGACAGUGAUUGGUAGAUGUGAGAACUGAGGGGAGGAAACUUGGAUGGUUUCCUUAAAGAUAGAGGGGUCUGAAGACUCAGGGUGGUGGUUGAGGAGUUUGUCUGAGUGGUUGAAGUGUGCUCUGAGAAGCUUGCUCUGAAGGAAGCUGAAGGUGGGGGCCUUUGAGACUGUUUCUCCAUUUUGGUCACGUGAGUAAUAGGGACUGAUCUCUUUUCUUUGCCCCAGCUAUCUAAGGGCUUGGGCCUUUUGACCCAGCCUAAACAGAGGGGGUAUUUAAGCCCUAUUCCCUUCUCUCCCCUUUCGCUCUCUCUCUCUCUCUCUCUCUCUAUCUCUAAUUCCUUUCUUCCUCCUGUUUGUAAUUAAACUCUAUAAAAGGC
This is a messenger RNA of Monodelphis domestica (gray short-tailed opossum), 2635 nucleotides long. RefSeq names its product chromosome 3 C12orf43 homolog (gene C3H12orf43). The record is from RefSeq and is a predicted model, not a curated record. Gene Ontology annotation, biological process: negative regulation of Wnt signaling pathway; Wnt signaling pathway; Spemann organizer formation. Lineage: Eukaryota; Metazoa; Chordata; Mammalia; Didelphimorphia; Didelphidae.